Messenger RNA from Schistosoma haematobium, 2056 nucleotides. Its product is annotated as Transcription activator BRG1. Gene Ontology annotation, molecular function: transcription factor binding; ATP-dependent activity, acting on DNA; DNA binding. The transcript is spliced from 8 exons. The record is from RefSeq and is a predicted model, not a curated record. Lineage: Eukaryota; Metazoa; Platyhelminthes; Trematoda; Strigeidida; Schistosomatidae. Gene Ontology annotation, biological process: positive regulation of transcription by RNA polymerase II. Bases 48 to 1475 code for a protein of 475 amino acids. Gene Ontology annotation, cellular component: nucleus.
UGCGCCUAAUUUGGUGUUUUUCGUCUUUGGUUUGACCAGUCUGAUCAAUGAGAAUGUCGGUCGCACCAGUUCAACAGGGUCCAUUUAUGAAGGAUCAGUUGGUUCAAUUGCGGGCACAGAUUAAUGCUUUCAAGCUACUUUCCAAAUCACAGCCAGUCCCUGAAACAUUAUUACUAGCGGCCGAAGGAAGACAGUUACUCAGUCAUGCACCUAUUGUUAUGAGUGGACCACCUGCACCAAAUGUCCCUGUACAACAAUGGAAUCAAUCUUCUGUAAACUCCAUGCAAAAUUCGCCAUUUGUCGGGUCUCCUCAGUCGUCUGUCGUUCAGAGUGAAUUCCAUCCGGUGAAUCCUGCCCUAGCAAUAUCUCGAGUAAGACCUAAUAUCCAACCCAGUUUAGUGGCUGCACGUAUAGGUCCCCCAGUAGGCUAUCAAUCAUAUACAACCUCAUCUUCAAAUGGAACCUUUCUGCCUGGGGGUACUGGCACAUAUGGAAGGAGUAGACUUACUCCUAUUCAACGACCUCAGGGUUUGGAUCCCGUAGAGCUACUAAAAGAGAGGGAACAGCGUAUCCAGUCUCGCAUUGCGCAGCGUAUCAAAGAACUAAGUAGUCUUUCUGUAUCUAGUACAUCGGAACAAAGAGUAUCAUUAUUGAUUGAACUUCGUGCUUUGCGUCUACUGAAUUUUCAGCGACAACUAAGGCAAGACAUAGUGUCAGCUAUGCGCCGAGACACGAGCCUUGAGACAGCUCUUAAUGUCAAGGCGUACAGAAGGCCGAAAAAACAAACUCUUCGAGAGGCUCGGUUCACGGAAAAGUUGGAGAAACAAAUGAAACAUGAGCAAGAAAAAAGGCGUCGUCAAAAACAUCAAGAAUUUCUGAAUGCUGUUCUUAGCCACGGAAAAGAUUUCCGAGAGUUUCAUCGUAAUGUUAACAGCAGAAUGGUGAAAAUAAACAAAGCCGUUCUAAAUUACAAAGCCAAUGCUGAGCGUGACAAAAGAAAAGAACAAGAACGAAUUGAUCGUGAGCGUAUGCGACGUCUUAUGGCUGAAGAUGAGGAAGGUUAUCGCUGUCUUAUUGAUGCGAAAAAAGACCAGAGACUUCAUCACUUACUCACCCAAACAGAUGAAUUUAUUAGUAAUUUGACUAAACUUGUUCGUGAACAUAAACGAGAGCAAAGUAAGCAGCGUUUUAGGGAACGGUCGGAAAGAAGAAAAUUCGCACAGGAAUCAGCUCUGCAAAAUGCUGUUGUAUUCUAUCGAAAAUUGGCUGAUGAUGUCAUUAAAAACGGUGGACAACCCCCGGCCUAUUUUUCUACUCUUCCAUCUACUGAGAAAUUUCCUGAAGAACUUAAUCAAGUGAAUCGUGACUGGUUAUGUGGCAAAAUGUCGUCUUCUAACAUCCAGUUACCUGACGUGCGUAUACCUAUGUAUCAAACAACAACAAGAGAAAUUGUUGAAGAUGAUGCUGCACUUUAGCUAACCAAAAAAACAAAGUCUAUGUAUAUGCGUUUCAGCCAAAUCCUUGCAACCGUACUUUGGUACUUGUUUUUAUGACGAUAGUUAUUUUCAGUAAACGAUGGGUUAUUUCGUCGACGUGAUUGAAAACAUUUGCACGGUAUGCGGCACAUUCAAACACUGACAAAAUCAGCAUCCCCGAGGUGUGUUCAGUGAAUAAUAAAUACUAUCAACACAUUAAAAGUCAUGUUCGAGGUACUACUGCCGUUGAUAGUUGGAUUGAUAUGGGGAAGUACUAAUAUCUGUAUGAAGUAUAACUCUAACAAAAUGUUCAAACUUUUGGCGUUUUUUUUCUUGAAUCAAUUCGCCUCUAUCUUGUUGAUGUUUGGAUUCGGAUAUACACGAUUGUCAAGAGGUGUAGCGAUAGCAAACUCAAUAGCUUUACUAGCGUCAGCACUUACAAGCUCAUGUGUUUACCAUGAAAAAAUGAAAUUUAGCGGGUCUGUUGGAGUUGUGCUCAUAUGUGUUGGAACUGGUCUACUCAACAGCUGAUGAUGAAAAAUUACCUAUUCACAUUUUCAAGCUAUAAUGACAGUUGAAAU